GUCGACCCUGCUGAGGUCCACCCCCCCAUUACUGUAGAAGGCAGCCCUACGGGUUAAUGAAGCUAAAAAUGCCAGAUGCUGGCCUCUCUCUUGCAGAACAAUGAGCAAGACUAUGCUGGUGCCUUCUCAUUUCACCAGGACCUUUGGGACAGCAUUCCCACGACUAUGACGGAUGUUUCUAAAGCAGAUCGAUCUGACGACGGCUCUUCGGCCUUCCUAUCUCCCUGACGAAGUUCUCUUCUUUGUCCAGGACAAUGUGGGCCUCUAUGAGGGAAAGUACAAGCUUCCCAGCCAGCAGAAUGGCCAGGUGUAUCUGACCUCACAUCGAAUAUGUUAUGUCGACAAAGCCGAGCCACGGAAACACUCGGUUGCAUUGGAUCUAAAGGAUGUAGAGCGAUAUGAGUUCUAUGCCGGAUUGGGAUUCUUGAAGUCUUCUCCAAAGGUCACGUUGAUCCCAAAGCCAACAAAACGUGCCUCCCUGCGGUCAAACUCCCCUGCCCUCGGGACGACUCCCUCAAGAAGCGAUGCGGCCUCGCCGUCGCAACAACCGCAUAGCCCAUUCCGAGCGCCACCCGCCGAGGCUCCCAAAGCCAGCACAGCAACUUGGGUCUGCACCAUUUGCAGCUUCUCAAACCCUGUGCCCUCAAACUUUGAUCCCGCCACCGCAAACGCCCAUAUCCCCCUUCCCCCUUGCCUGGCCUGCGGUAUCAAGCCAGCGUUGACCCACAUCUUGAAGGCUGCCAUCUCUAAUGCCGCCAACCGCCAGCCGGCGGCUGCUGACCCGAGCCUGUGUACACCUCUUCCCGUCCGCCCACGGCCGCAGUCGGAACUCGCAGCCCAGGUUCAUGUGUCUACUGCAACAAACGGGUCUCUACAGGUAUCAGAUCCGGAUGCCUCUUUUCAAUGUCCCCGGUGCACCUUUCUCAACCAUCCCUCCCUCCUCGCCUGCGAGAUCUGCGGAGCCCCCCUGAUUUCGCGCCAUGUGCCUGCCGAACUUGCCCAGACACGACCGCGCACCGAAUCCCCUGGGGCCGUACUCAACUCACCUGUCGCCAAUCUACAAGCAACUUCGGAUAACCCAGACAAUGUUAAGAUCUCGUUCCGCGGCGGGGGUGAGAAGAUCUUCUACGAGCGAUUGAAGGGGUCUAUGACGCAGCGGAAGUGGCUGUUGCAGGGGGCACCACCAAUCCCCAGGUCCAACCGUCCCGGCGAUGCAUACUCUUCCACGGGGGCCACCGACGGGUCAUCGGCGACAAGGCCGGGCCAAGGGACUGGGAGCCAGGCCGACAGAGUAAGGACGGCCGGCAUCGCAGGCCUAGAGCAACGAGGACUCGACAGGCGCAAGAACAACGAGAUCGUUAUUGGCACCGCUUUUGAGGAUCUCGAAGCCCUCAUGGCAUCGGCCAAGGAGGUGGUCGCCCUCGCAGAGUCGUUCGCUCGGCAAGCCAAGAGCGGCUCUGGGAGCAGCGCAUCCGAGAAUGCCCUCCUUGCCGAGUCGGCAAUGCAGCUGGGCCUCAUCACCACCAAAGAUAUUGUCGGAGGAGGUGAUGAUUCGCUCUAUCUGUCCGAGCUGGCCCGGAAUCUCGCCGAGUUCCUCACAGACGACGCGCGGGGCGUCCUCAAGAGGGCCGGCGGCAUCAUCUCCCUCGUCGAUCUGUGGGCCAUGUUCAACCGCGCCAGAGGUGGUGUCGAGCUCGUGAGCCCGAACGACUUCGAGAAAGCUGCGCGGUUGUGGGAGAAGCUGAAGCUUCCCGUCCGCUUGCGAACCUUCAAGUCGGGUGUCAUGGUUGUCCAGAGUCGCGACCGCACCGACGACGCCACUAUCAAGUCGCUUCUAACGUGGAUACGUGGGCUCCGCACCGUACCGCCCGACCGAGAGGUAGCGUGGGAUUGGCAAGAGUUCGGCCGCGGGGUUACUGCCAGGGACGCUGCCGAGAGGUUCGGCUGGAGCAUUGGUGUCGCCGAGGAGGAACUCGAGAUGGCCGAGGAAAGGGGCGUGUUCUGUCGCGAGGAAGGCAUCGAGGGCUUGAAGUUCUGGGAGAAUUUCAUCGACACCGGCGAGGGGCGAUCGUACCGAACCCCACAACAAGAGGCAGAGGACCUGCUUGUGAGGGUGCUCAAAGAGAGCGGGUUCCUAUGAAACCUGGGGGUUUUGGCACUGGGUUCGGAGUAACAGGCACUUAUAUAUAGCACGGCUCAAGUCCCAUGGUUAAGAGUUGCAAUAGUAUAUUCUAUCGUUACAGCCAUCGUUCUCGUUUUAUCUACCAACCACCCAUUAGAUCCUC
Molecule: messenger RNA, 2285 nt
Organism: Phialemonium atrogriseum
Lineage: Eukaryota; Fungi; Ascomycota; Sordariomycetes; Cephalothecales; Cephalothecaceae
Product: Vps36-domain-containing protein
Exons: 3
Coding region: 173-2140 (655 amino acids)
Biological process (GO): protein transport to vacuole involved in ubiquitin-dependent protein catabolic process via the multivesicular body sorting pathway
Cellular component (GO): ESCRT II complex; late endosome membrane
Molecular function (GO): phosphatidylinositol-3-phosphate binding; ubiquitin binding
Source: RefSeq, a predicted model, not a curated record